AUGGCCUUCCCGCACUUUGGACACCCGUAUGGCAGCGCUUCCCAGUUCCUGGUGUCUGCAAACUCCAGCACCACUUGCUGCGAAUCCUCCCCGCACUCAGUCCCCGAUGUGGCCUCGGGCUCCAGCCCGGCAGCCGCCGCUCUCUGCUUAGCUCCUUACGACAGCCGGCUGCUGGGCAGCGCACGGCGGCCGGAGCUGGGCACGGCCCUGGGCAUCUAUGGAGCCCCCUACGCGGCCGCUGCGGCUGCCCAGAGCUACCCCGGGUACCUGCCCUACAGCCCGGAGCCGCCCGUGCUGUACGGGACGCUGAACGCCCAGUAUGAGUUUAAGGAGACCGCCCGGAGCUUCUCGCCCAGCCUCUCGCAGCCGGGAGCCUAUUACCCCUACGAGCCCACGCUGGGGCACUACCCCUAUGACCGGUACCACGCGGCCACGGAGUUGGGCGGCACCGGGCGCAGGAAGAACGCCACCCGGGAGACCACGAGCACGCUCAAGGCCUGGCUGCAGGAGCACCGCAAGAACCCCUACCCCACCAAGGGCGAGAAGAUCAUGCUGGCCAUCGUCACCAAGAUGACGCUCACCCAGGUGUCCACCUGGUUCGCCAACGCACGCCGGCGCCUCAAGAAGGAGAACCAGAUGACCUGGGCGCCCAAGAACAGAGGCGGGGAGGAGCGGAGGGCCGAGGACGGGGCCCGGGAGUCGCCGGGCUGCUGCCUACGGGGUGAGGCCCAAGACCUCGCUUCGAGCCGGGAAGCUCAAGGACUCCUCAGGCUGAGUGACCUGGAGGACCAGGAGGAAGAGGAGGGGGAGGAGGAGGAGGAGGAUGAAGAGGAGGCAGAGGUCAUGGCUAUGGACAGGCUCGUGGAGUGCCACAAGGACGCGCAGCCGCUGCCGACCCCAUGUGCCCUGGCUCCCCUGGGCCUGGGCCGGCCGGAGCGCAGGGAGUGCGGCCUGAAGGCACCCCGCUUCUCUCUCCCCGAGCCCCCGGGAUCCUCGGGAGAAGCUGACUUCCUGCAGGCAGAGCCAGGAGCCCCCGCCCUGACCACGCACUCCCCCUGCGGCCAGAAGCCGCGCAUCUGGUCCCUGGCGCACACAGCCACCGCCCAAGGGGCGCCCUCCGUCCCGCCCAAAACCCGCAGCAGCCCCGAGUGCCGCCUGACUCCCCGACAGCCCCCUGCAGGCCUCAGAGACUCCGCACCGGACCGGCCUUGUUACCUCGGAGCCAGAGCCUUCGGGAAGCCCGCGCUGGCUGCGAUGCAGGCGCUGCCCCUGAGCUGCGCCCCGUGCCCGCAGCGGAGGGAGGCAGCCGGGCAGUGCCAGUACCCGCCGUCCGGAGCAGAAGCAGGUUAG
Molecule: messenger RNA, 1350 nt
Organism: Pipistrellus nathusii (Nathusius's pipistrelle)
Lineage: Eukaryota; Metazoa; Chordata; Mammalia; Chiroptera; Vespertilionidae
Source: the annotation of a GenBank genome assembly